Molecule: messenger RNA, 1950 nt
Organism: Dothidotthia symphoricarpi CBS 119687
Lineage: Eukaryota; Fungi; Ascomycota; Dothideomycetes; Pleosporales; Dothidotthiaceae
Exons: 2
Coding region: 285-1760 (491 amino acids)
Source: RefSeq, a predicted model, not a curated record
GGGGUUGCCGAGAAAUUUACAAGAAGAGUGUAUCGCCAAAGUCCCUUUGUGCGACGAAGUCCUUCGCCGAGAGCUGAGGGCGUGGGAAAGCAGGUUUUCGCUACAUCGCAUGCUGAUGUUACUGUAUAUUCCUGCAGUAUCGUCAGCAUAUUCCUCUAGGGCAAAUGUAAUAUGUUUUUACCAUGACGUCUGGUCUUCCUGCAGUCAUUAAGGUGGAUAAAAGUCCUUCGAUAUCACUGCACUCUGAUUGUUAAAUCUGGGCCGAUCCUCUUACAAUUGACAGCAUGCGACUCCUGAUCGAAAAAUCACACGAUCGCUGGAAGUUCGACUUCACGUCGUCUUCUGUCAACGACGAUUUGUGGCCAAGCUACCACACACUCGUUACUCUCGACCCAACGACAACACCCCAAAGCGACUGUGCAUGUUCAUCGAGUGGUAACAAUUGUGGAACACAAAACCGGACUGUGCAAGACAGUUUAUCGAAAUCCUCUCGUCGGGGAAGUAUUCGAGAGUGGUUCCGCUCGUCUUUCCGUCGUUCCUCUCGAAAGGUUUCUAACGCUCAUCACAAACACGUGUUGGAACUGCCCGGAACGUCAACACCUCAAGAACUCCUGGACUUGUCCAUGAUGUCUGAGCUACCUGAACAGAAUGUCUACGAGCUUGGAGCUGGAUGGAACAGUACUUAUGGCCUAGACUUCCAUGAGGAUCCUAUUGACCAACCUACGCAAUAUCACUUCCAACCAAAAAUGAUACACGCUGAUAUCGAUGGAACAACCCGUCAGAUUCGCGGAUCGAUUACAACACCUGUCCAACCAAUACAAACUUAUGGCGAAGGACACUGGAAUAUACCUCCAGGCACAACGAGUGAAAACAGCUCCUUUACUCACUCACCAGUGUCGAUGCUUGAGCAGUCGCCCAUUACUCCCAAUGACCCUCCUCCUGCAUUUCAAGAGUUCUCAAACGGUACUGAACUGCCGAGCGGAAUCUUUCCUCCAUUGAUGGACCAAGGUCGGCCCAUGGGCCAUGCACAUUGCGCACACGAUGCGCCGCCACAAUACUCUUCACAUCCUGUCUAUCAGUCUCAUGUCACUGCUAGCCAGGUGGAGAUAUUUCAUUCCUCAAAUGGGUUUGGUUCUCCGGGUGUUCCUACGUACAACAACUAUCGCCGCCAAUCUCCCUCUGAUGCGGAGUUCUUCGUACCACCCCACCAAGCUUAUCAAGAUCCACUACGAUCGCAACCUUUCAUUUCCGAGCCUGGAAGCUAUUGUCAUUUACAUGCCGACCAAGGUCUGGAUCCUCGCAUGAUGGAAACUAUCUCGCACUGUCACUGCCAAGCCGCUGUUAACUCUAACGAAAUGAAUGAGUACACAUUUGCAACCGCAAGCCAACCAUCGUCUACAGCCGAAUGGAUCCAGAGCGAAGGAUAUUCCAAUGGAACUCAAUCUCGGGCUCUCAUUCACCAAACCGAUGAUUCCGAUGUUGCGCCUGAAGCUCAUCAUCUUCCAGUGUCACACCCGACUGCAACAUACCCUCCAGUCAAAUGUGGGCAGUGUAGGAAACUAUUCAUCGGCAAGUUCGGAGCCGGAAACUUGACAAGACAUAUUCGCCAUGUCCAUAAUAUGAUGAAAAUCGUAUGUCGCGUCUGUGAGAAAAGCUUCAAGCGUGGUGACGCACUGCGCAAACACAGAUGGACAAAGCACCACGAAGAGGAUGCAAGGCCGAAACCCAAGAAGGUGGGUGAUGAAAUCAUGAGUGGAUGAAUAAAUGAACAACCGGUUGAGUUGAUAUGGUACGCUUCUGAGAGGCUGGUCUCUUUUUUUUGUGGUUUUGAAUCGCGUAAUCUUGCUGGGCGAGCUGGUAACUGUUGGGGGGGUCUGACAUGGCUGGAACCUUGUGAAGCUUCUGUCAGCGAUUCAAUACAUGAUCAGGUACCAUUAGUAUAUUGAUUAU